GGACACUAGAUUCAUGGAACUCCAUGACCAGACUCUGGUGCAGCGGGCUUGGUCCGGCUGAGAUCAUGUCUACUGAGACAGUUCGAAGAUAAAGAGAGGCACUGCCAGUAAGUAACUAUUCAGCCCAAACGUCCUACCGACGCGCUUUCCAUCUACCACUCCCAACAGUAGAGACCACAAGAUGACGCCCUUUCUGGUGGAAUAUUCUGGCUCGAGCACACGACUUUUCUUCCGUGUCUUCUUUACUCUGGUAUCUGCUCUCAUCACGUUCACAGGGAAGAAAUGUCUCAGCACACGUGCUAAGCUCAAGCUUGCGCAAGGUCGCUCUGUCAAGCUGACGUUGCUGUCACCAUGGCUUUCCGAUUUCGACUCGUUGUCAAGCAUCACAAAGACGCAUACACUACCGGGUGGCUGGCUGGGUAUUGUCAUGGUUGCCGCAUUCCUCUUGGAUCGUGCCUCUGAUCUCACUUCCGCUCUGGUCCAGUCCGUCCCUGUCCACGACCGCUGCGAGUUCGGCACCGGCCUCGUGGUUGGGGAUACGGGUUCGAUAAGUCUCGUCCCGUGGAACGGCGCACCCUACACGGUGGCCUCGCAGGCUCAAGUCGUCAGCCUCCAAAACGGCGGCGAGCAAGGGAUCUAUCGCAAGGCGAACCGCAACAUCAACUUCGCCGCCGACUACGAAGACGUUCUCGGAUACUGGAACUGCACCAGGAACGAUCUAGCAUACAACUACGCCUGGAACGUUCCCACCCAGGCCAUUCAGAGCGACUUGUACCAAUAUGGACUCCUCUACGGCACACCCGUCUCGGUGUCAGCCUUGUCGGGCAAUGCGAGUACAACGCACCUUGUCAUCCUCGACACCUCGGCAGGCAACCAGACACACACGGUGUUCGACGUGCGCAUCGCGGUCGACACAAGUGCCUUCGCCAACGACACCAAGAACAUGCAAUGCUACCAAUGUGUGCUGCACGACACCUACGACACGCUCCGAUCGAUCCAGAUGGCCAUCAACUCUCUCGAAACCUUGUCCGACUGGCGUCAGAUCUUCCAGGGCGCCAUCUACGACGGCUCAGGCACCCCAGCGUCGAACAAUACCGGCGGCAUUCUUGAGCAAGUCCUCAAUUCCAUGACCAUGGUCGCCGGUGGGCAGAACUAUCUGCUUGACACAAGCCACUCAACCAGCACUCAGGGCUGUCUUACCAAUCGUACACGUAUCCUGUGGGAGCUCGUCUUGCUGACGUUCCUGACGGCGAUGACGUUAGCCCUCCUGGUGCUCUAUUGGAUCGGUAUGGCUCUAUGGCUGAAGUGGCUGGCCCGUAGCGGCGAUGCCACUACCAUGCUCAUGAUCGACGAGUAUACUCCCAGCGGUCCCUUGGGGUGGAUGGCACACGGUGUGCGCGAGUUCAAGAGACCACUCAUGGCCUCCGUUGAGCCCGCUGACUUAAGUAAUUGGUAUUUCGGCAAGUGGGCGCACGGAAGUGGGUAUGGGAUCGUUGGCAGGGACGAGCCCGCCAACUCAAACUACGCGGAUGAGGCGGUGAGUAUGGGUUCGGCGAAUUCGUUCAAGAAGCCUGGAGGUUAUGUUCGCGCGGUGGAAUCACCAUAUGAUGAAUGAUCUGGAGGCGCUUUCUGGUAUUGGCUAUAAGGGGUUCAUGAUUCGAUGAGUGGUAUAUUGGAGCAUUCCUUCAGCAGCUUGACUCAGUGGGUAAUAGGUCGAGGGGUUGACCUGGGCUAUGAGUCUGGUAAUGUGCUCUUGAACGACUUGAUUGACAACGAAACCUUUGGAGGAUCGUAGAACGUGGUGGAGCACCUAUAUAGAUGUAAU
Molecule: messenger RNA, 1825 nt
Organism: Exophiala viscosa
Lineage: Eukaryota; Fungi; Ascomycota; Eurotiomycetes; Chaetothyriales; Herpotrichiellaceae
Exons: 1
Coding region: 182-1615 (477 amino acids)
Source: RefSeq, a predicted model, not a curated record